CGAUCGCCUAUAUAAGCAGCCAAAAGGACAGUGAAUUGGUCGAAUCGAGUUGAACUGAUCAUCAAUCUUCUUCAAUCUUUACCUUCUCUACAACUCCACUACUUUUCUUCAAUUUUUUCCCUUUUCGAUCCUACUUUCUCUGUUCUCGAGUCCUAAAAGCAAUUGAACUCUGUGGUGAAGAAAGGCUUGCUUGCAAAUUACAACCUCUAAAUCAUUGUGUAUUCUGAUCAAUCUACUAAUUUUAUUCCGGCUGUACCGACUGAGUUUGUGAAGUUUGCUUUAAACACGAUGGGUCUCUCCAGUCUCCCAGCUCCGUCUGAAGGAGUUCUGAACGUGAUUCUUGUAAACACUGCUCUAUCUAUUUCCUUGUUCAAAUGCAUUGUUCGUUUAAUCCUUCACAUGGUAGGAAUCCGUCUCUCAUGGCCAUCAUCUGUAGUCCCUUCAACAGAUUCCUUUGAAAGUUCCUCAGAGUUGGGAGAUCCCAUUUUUGGCUCUUCUUGGAAUUACCUUGACAUGUUUCGAAACCGAUAUCCAAGGAUUAGAUUUGAUAAAGUACAGAGUUCAGAACGUCGUGAACAUGACUGCUCGGUCUGUUUAACUCAAUUUGAACCUGAAUCGGUGAUAAAUCACUUAUCUUGUGGCCAUCUUUUUCACACAGAAUGCUUGGAGAAGUGGCUGGACUACUGGAACAUCACAUGCCCUCUUUGCAGAACUCCUCUAAUGUCUGAAGAAGAGAAAUCUUGCUUUUGGAUAUUUGCUAAAGCAUUAUGAUCAUUUAUCGAAAAGUUCUCACGUCAGGCUUCAGAAAAGAGAGGUUUCGAGAAGUACUUCACUUAGUCUUUCUAUUGUUGUCCUUUUCCUCCAUCCUCACUACGCUUAACUUGACUUGAGUUGGUAAUAGUCAUCUUCAUAUUUUUGUUAAAAAACCCCAUGCUUGUAUUCAUUUACUGAACAGGAGUGGUACCCCUACUUGGUUGCUAAUGGACUGUAGCUAGGACAAGGCACGGUUCAGAUACCAAGUCUUUCCUAUUGGACGUUUCUUGCAGUUUUCAGCCUCCUUAAACCUACUAAAAUCAAAGUGAAAUCUUCCUCUACUAUAUGCUGUGAUGCUGAAAACUGCCUUCUCUCCCUUGCUUAUCUUCGUGAAACUGAACAUUAGAGUUGCUCCAUGGAAAUCGAGCAGCUCAAUCCAUUAGAUAGUCAACAUGAUUCUGGAGAUCAUAUGCUCGAAUACCAAAAGGAUAAAACCAGAAUGGACUCCAAAAUGAAGAGAGAGAGAGAGGGUAUAGACUAACGUUUUGAAAAAAAUUAAACAGGUUGAUAAUAGCUUUCGACAACUUCUCCCUCAAGCUUGACCGACACAUAUCUCCCUCUUACGACCUUACUUUAGUAGGAUAAGUUCACAACCAUGUCCUUGAAUUAAAAAAAAAAAAAAACAUAUAAUCCCCCAUCUUCCUUUGUAACUGUCUGCUACCAGUCUUCCUUUAUUCUUUCAUAUAAAGUGAUGUAAUUCAAGAGUCAACAGCAAGAUGUUGACAUGGUCCAUUGCAUAUGUGUUAGAGGAAGAGUUAAGGAUGAAUAAACUAAAGAAAGAUCAUCUCAAUUUUCCUUA
This is a messenger RNA of Cucumis melo (muskmelon), 1612 nucleotides long. Its product is annotated as probable E3 ubiquitin-protein ligase XERICO. Lineage: Eukaryota; Viridiplantae; Streptophyta; Magnoliopsida; Cucurbitales; Cucurbitaceae. The transcript is spliced from 3 exons. The record is from RefSeq and is a predicted model, not a curated record. The coding region runs from base 289 to 771 and encodes 160 amino acids.